UUUUUUUGGGGGGGGGGGGGGGGGGGGGGGGAGUCUGUUUACCAGCUUGGUCGGAGUUUGAAUCCUUUUUCCUAUUUUCAGCCCUUCUAUUUUGGGAAAUGUCAUGCUCAACAGCCUGUUGGUGGGGAUUUUUCCUCCACAAACCCAAAAACUUUCGUGGACCAACCUCUUCAAUUUUCUUCUCCAGAUCUCCCAACUAUUCCUUUUCCGGUGAACUUUCCCACCGGUUCUGCAAUUGCUUUUCCGGGAAAAUCAAAUCCAUUUCAUCCCCUCCAACAUGUGUCUAUACAGAUCAUCUCAUGUUCUGAAUCAACAACAUAUUGAUUGACGUAGAGAGCUUGAUGAAUUCUCUGUAGACCUUAUUCUGAAGGUAAUUUCCAGAUUUUAUCGUUCAUCUAGAGAUCAAUAAGCAGUCCAGGCUAGGGCCUGAAUAGGCUGGGUUCUCUUGUUGUGGCAACAAUAGAGUGGCAUAGGAUUUCAUUCAUUCACCUUGUAUUGAACAAAACCCGGCCAAACUGUGACCAUGUCAUAUGAAAUUUCCUCAUCCAGAGCCCGAUCACUCUCCUUGUCUCACAAUCCAUUAGGUCAGAAAGUAGCAGAUGAACCCGUAACCCCAAAAAAUGCACAAAGUAGUGUCACCUGCAUCUACGUGACCCACAUUGGUGGCUACUGGCACAACGUGACGGUGCUAUGGUCUAAGAACCUGAUGAACUAUUCAUUCACCAUUUCAGUGGACAGCAUGGGAAGUGAUUAUAACUACUCUUGCAAGGUUGAUCUCAAGCCUUGGCACUUCUGGAGCAAAAAAGGGUAUAAGAGCUUUGAUGUUGAUGGCAACGAAGUCAAGGUUUAUUGGGAUUUGCAGGCAGCCAAGUUCUCCGGUGGGCCAGAGCCGAGUUCAGAUUUCUAUGUUGCCCUAGUUUCUGAGGAGGAGGUGGUGCUGUUGCUGGGAGAUUACAAGAAGAAGGCUUACAAGAGGACCAAGUCAAGGCCAGCCUUGGUUGAAGCAAAGUUGUUUUAUAAGAAGGAACAUGUGUUCAAUAAGAAAAGCUUCUCGACCAGGGCCAAGUUUGAUCAGACAGUAAAAGAACAUGAAAUUGUUGUGGAGAGUGCAACAUCAGGGCCUAGAGAUCCUGAGAUGUGGAUUAGUAUAGAUGGGAUUGUGGUUAUCCACAUUAGAAACUUGCAGUGGAAGUUCAGGGGGAACCAGACUGUGUUAGUUAAUAAGUUACCUAUUCAAGUAUACUGGGAUGUGCAUGCUUGGUUGUUCUGCACCCCUGGAUCGGGCCAUGGCUUGUUCAUCUUCAAGCCUGGUGCACCAGAACCCGACGGGGACAAGGAGGAGAACAGCCAAAGUGACAGUGAAAGCGACAAUAGUAGCAGCAAUAGUGGGUACUACUCAGUUGUCAGCCAUUCAAAAGACUCACAUUUCUGCCUUUUUCUGUAUGCAUGGAAGCUUGAAUGAAUUUGUAUCCUCAUCUCAGCAAUUGCCCCGAGACUGCACAAACCUUGGGAGGCAUAUGAAUCAAACCGUUGCUGCUCUAUAUUGGGUUCAAACCUGAUUGAUUUUUUACCAGCACAGUGUGCUUGGCAUCAUUGUAUAGAGAUGCACGGGUAAAUCUUCAUUUUGCAAUGGAUGGAUUGUUCUAAUCAUUCAAUACUCUA
Molecule: messenger RNA, 1662 nt
Organism: Diospyros lotus (date-plum)
Lineage: Eukaryota; Viridiplantae; Streptophyta; Magnoliopsida; Ericales; Ebenaceae
Exons: 1
Coding region: 524-1462 (312 amino acids)
Source: RefSeq, a predicted model, not a curated record